Cucurbita pepo subsp. pepo (vegetable marrow) is the source of this 503-nucleotide messenger RNA. Lineage: Eukaryota; Viridiplantae; Streptophyta; Magnoliopsida; Cucurbitales; Cucurbitaceae. The record is from RefSeq and is a predicted model, not a curated record.
CCCUCUCUGCACUUCACCUUCCUUUCUCUCUCUCUCUGUGUUCUUCCAUUUCCAUGGCGGCCUUGGAGGAGCAUUACCAAUCCAAACAAACCAACAAUCCCACUACUCGUUUGAAGCUCUUUGGAUUUGACGUCCAAGAAGAUCUUGAAGACGAUUCCACCCCUACUCCCUCUGCCUCCUCCGACUCCGGCGCCGCUCCCUCCUCCGGCGACCGUAAGUAUGAGUGUCAGUACUGUUACAGAGAGUUCGCCAACACCCAAGCCCUCGGCGGCCACCAAAAUGCCCACAAGAAAGAGCGCCAGCAGCACAAACGCGCCCAAUUACAAGCCUCCCGAAACGCCACCGUUUUUAGAAACCCCAUCGUUUCUGCCUUUGCUCCACCGCCUCACCUCCUCCCCUCUGCCGUCCUCACCUCAUCAUCUUCCUGGCCGCCGGUAUAUAUGCCUCAGGCCCCACCCCAAUUCCAGGUCUCCCACGGCUGCGUCUUCACCCCACCGCCGUGA